AUGGCAAGUCGUGCCAUCUUAAGGGAGAAGGCGGGGGUUUUGAUUUGCUUCCUUUUGAUUCCAAUCAUUGGGAUCAGCCGCGGAUCUCAGAGCCACAACCACCGCCUUGUCUGUUGGAAAGCCAUCCUCAAGUGUCACGGAGAGCCGGAGUGCCAUUACGCGUACGAUCAGUACAUGUACGCUUGCGCGUCUGUCAUCGGCGGGGAGAGUGAGAAGUGUCCCAGUCACUGCAUAUCCUCUCUGAUACAGCUCAAUCUGACCCGGAGCGGCCCGGCUCUGGAGGACUGCGACUGCGCCCGGGACCACGUCUGCAGGACCACCAAACAAAGCAUCGAACCGUGCCUGCCCAGGACCAGCACCAUGGGCUGCACCGAGGCCCGGCUGCAGUGCGAGAUGGACCCGGCCUGCAGCUCUGCCAUGAGGGAUUAUUUGUUCCACUGCCGGAAACUUUUCGGAGGACAGAGGUGUUCGGAUAACUGCCGCAGGAUGAUCGCCAACAUGCACUCCAUACCCAAGGCGCAGCAGCUGGACACAUGCGUCUGCGAUGGCACGGAGAGAAACAUAUGCGAGUACAUCAAACUAAGUAUGAAAACUUUAUGCUCCGAUUCCGGUGACAGGUUCGCGGGAAGCGGAUAUUCAGACUCUGAAGUUGACACAGAAGACGAUUAUAUCGAGGAUUACUCUUUGGUGGAAAACUCAAGCGGCCCUCCAGCUUGCCGGACACUGUUUAACAUCCUGACCACCAUUUUGAUUUUUAAUAUAUUAAUCUAG
Messenger RNA from Menidia menidia (Atlantic silverside), 771 nucleotides. The record is from the annotation of a GenBank genome assembly. Lineage: Eukaryota; Metazoa; Chordata; Actinopteri; Atheriniformes; Atherinopsidae.